UGCUUCCAUCGAUUCCACUACAAAUUAUUAGACAACUCACCGCAUGUUACCUGAUAUCUGAAACUGGGAGGGGAAAACAAAAAAAAAUCCCCUUCCUCGUCAAGCGUGUGCCAUGGCCGCAACCAUUCAAGACCUCCACAUCCUCUUCUUCCCUUUCAUGGCCCCAGGCCACAUCAUCCCUACCGUCGACUUGGCCAAGCUCUUCGCCUCCCGCGGCGUGAAAUCCACCAUCCUCACUACCCCGGGCAACGCCCCCUCCAUCCAGCCCUCCAUCGACCAAGCCAAUGACUCCUGCUCCCUCCGCCACCCCAUCGCCCUCUCCCUCCUCCCCUUCUCCGCCGUCGAGGCCGGCCUCCCCGAUGGCUGCGAGAACCUGGUCACCAUGAACCUCACCAACCACGACAUGCGGCUUAAAUUCAUCAAGGCAUGCGAGCUCCUCCGUGACCCGUUCGCCGGAGUCCUCAGAGAGUUACUUCCCGACGCCGUUGUCUCCGACUACUUCCUUCCCUGGACCCAAGACGCCGCCGCCGCCGAACUUGCCGUGCCGCGCCUCGUGUUCCACAGCAUCAGUCUCUUCUCCCUCUGCGCCUCCCACAGUAUAAACAGCUUCAAAGUCCUUGAGUCCGUCCCGCCUGGCGGCGCGGAGUCCUUUGUCCUUCCCGGUCUGCCCCACAGGAUCGAGAUGCAGAGAUCCCAAAUCCGGGACUCCAGCAAGAUGCCCGAAAUGGCGGCGUUUUUCGACCAGUGCAAGAAUUCAGAGGAGCGGAGCUAUGGCGUGGUGGCCAAUAGCUACUACGAGCUGGAGCCGGAUUAUGCCGAACACUAUAGAAAGGUGGUGGGUAGAAGGGUGUGGAACGUCGGCCCGGUGUCCCUCUGCAACAGAAAUGAAAUCGAGAAGUCUCGGAGGGGAGAUGAGACUUCCAUCGAUUGCAACCAGUGUUUAAGCUGGUUAAACACCAAGAAGCCGGGCUCGGUGGUCUACGUUUGUUUCGGGAGCAUGUACAAAUUACCCAUAGCUCAAAUCAGAGAGAUUGCUUGGGGGCUUGAGGCUUUGGACAAACCGUUUGUUUUAGUGGUGAGAGGUGUUCGUGGAAAUGACUCGGAGUGGCUGCCAGAAGGGUUCGAGGAGGAAGUGGUGGGAAGGGGGAAGGGACUGAUCAUAAGAGGAUGGGCGCCGCAGACACUUAUAUUGAAUCACGAGGCUGUUGGGGGAUUUGUGACGCACUGUGGCUGGAAUUCUUGUAUGGAAGGUGUGAGUGCUGGGGUGCCGAUGAUCGCUUGGCCGAUGUUCGCCGAGCAGUUUUUUAACGAGAGGUUGAUAGUGGAGGUGUUGAAGGUUGGGAUUGGGGUCGGGGUGAAGGAGUAUGCUCAUUUUGGUGCAGAAAGGAGGGUGGUGGCAGGGGAGGAGAUAAGGAGGGCGGUGGGGAGGGUGAUGGAUGGGGGAGAGGAGGCGGAGGAGAUGAGGAGGAGGGCGAGGAAACUUGCGGAGAUGGCAAGGAGGGCGGUGGAGGAGGGUGGAUCGUCUUAUGUCGAGGUGGGGGAGCUUAUCCAGGAGCUGAUUGGGAGGAAGAAGACGGCUGGGACAGAAUAGAUGGGUUCUAAAGAGCAAGAGAGGGGGAAUUUGUUCAUGGAUUUGUUUAAAUCUUGGAUAGGAGACGGCAUCCUUGGAUUCUCAACAUACUGCUUGCUCAGAACUAGAACUCAAUAAAUCGAUCGAGCGGGCAGGGUAAGCGGGUGAUCUCAAUAUUGUUGAGUCUUUUCCUUUUUCGUAGUUUGCUCUGUAAAUUAUUUUGGAAGAGGAAAAAUGAGUAAUUCUUUAUGCACUAA
Molecule: messenger RNA, 1827 nt
Organism: Elaeis guineensis (African oil palm)
Lineage: Eukaryota; Viridiplantae; Streptophyta; Magnoliopsida; Arecales; Arecaceae
Product: scopoletin glucosyltransferase-like
Molecular function (GO): UDP-glucosyltransferase activity
Source: RefSeq, a predicted model, not a curated record